Molecule: messenger RNA, 3123 nt
Organism: Peronospora matthiolae
Lineage: Eukaryota; Oomycota; Peronosporomycetes; Peronosporales; Peronosporaceae
Source: the annotation of a GenBank genome assembly
AUGAAGCCAUGUACCACUUUUAGUCUCCUGCUCGCACGCAGGCACAAAAUCACAAACGACUUUAAUUUUGUAAAAACGUUAAAACGACGCGUAACAUCGCAAGAAAGCGCAAAUUCCGAUUUCGAUUGCCCUAUUAUCGGACCUGUCGAGCCAAAAAUAGGAAAAGUGACGCGCCCACGUGCAGCGACUGCCGACGCUGCCACCAUCGCGGCCAAGCUACAGGCAUGUCGCUCCGACGUCGUAUCGUCUCCAGAAUGUCAAGCAGCAAUUGAUGACGCAGUAGCUUUUGUGACGGCGUCCGAAGAGCGCUGGAUCGUGGCGAUGCAGAUGUCAAUUUCGUACUUAAGCGAAGAGUCAAGUACGUGUGCGGUGCGAGAGAAGCUACUAGACGCUCUACUAGCUUGGAUCGCCCAGGAAUCCGUGCAACAGAUUGAUGCUGUAAUGGAAGUGCUGCUGCAGUUGUUUCGAUACGCCACGACCCGUGCAGGCGACGGUGGAGAUGUUCGAAGGUGGCUUCAAUUAGGAGAUCGAGUGCUGGCUAUAUGGCGUCAGAAUACGGCGUUGUUGAAGCAGCAGGAGACUACGGAGAUUGAACAGAGGGUGCGAGUUGAUUGCGGAGAAUCGAAAGGUUAUUUGGUGAAGAUCGCGUCGUUGUUGAUGCAACUGCGCGAAAAGGGAGUGACAGACGACAAUGCUACGCGUGACUUGCGACUCGAGACGUUUGUGUGGAAGAAUGUAGUCAAGUUGGCGGCGGUCUUUGGUUGUACGAUGACUAGUGGUGCUGGAACAGGGGAUGACGCUGGUGAUAAGGAUGGAACGGGAACUUUUAGUGUGGAUGACAUGUUGGCUGCUAUUGUGGUCUCGUUGGAAUGGAGUGCUGGUCAGUUAUUACGCGAUUUAAAUGGAUCAUCUAUCGAGAUGCUGGAUAUGGGUGUGCUGAGGUUUCUAAAGCUGUACUGGCGAGUAUUGCAGCGACUGGUUGCAUUUUUUGCGGGUUCUGUGGAGCGCGAGCUGGAAAAUUGUGUCUUGGCAAUUGUUAAUGUUAACGCAUGUUUGCUAUACGCUGCACAGCACGACUGGGUCCUGAAGGCUUCUGGAUCUCAGCAAGAGCUGCGGGACAUGGCUGAUCAAGCACUAGAUAUUUCUGAGAAGCUAGCGGGGAGUGCUAUUGAUCGCCAAAUUAGGAAGAAAAUGCGCGUUUUACUUUGGUAUCCUGCUGAAGAGAUGGUGCGUGCGGUAAGGCAGCGUCAACAGUCGAAUAAGGCGAAUACGGUCAUUGAGAGCGCGAUUCGGUGGAGCCACCUUUUAUUACUGACUGUAUUUGCGGGUCCAAGUGGAGACGUCCUCACGGACAGCACUGGGGAAGUUAUAUCAAGUGACGAUUUCCACAGAGCUGCCGAAGUCACGCAGCUGUUUGCACGAUACCGAAAAUGUGAACUGACUGAUCCGAAGUUCCACUCGAUCGAAGUAACUGAGUUGUUCACGGAUGUGAUGCUAGGAUGCCUUGUAAGUUUUCGUAGCACGGCAGAGCUACAGUUGGCGCUUUUAAAGCAAACGCUGUAUCCCGAUUGGUCCCAACAAACACUAUGCUGGGAGAUCUGGCGGGAACUUUUGUGCUUCUGUUGGGCCGAAGCGCUUGGUGCGCAGGUCCUCCAGAUGUUACUUGAUACCACACAGUGGAACGAUGAAAGUUCCGAUGGAUUGUUCGUGCUGGCGAAUGGAGUCGGAGAUGAAGUUCUCCGCUUGAUUGCGUUCGUGUACGCUGAUUUGCCUAUCUCUCUCCAGGAUAUGUGUAUGGACCAAGUAACUGCAGUUAUCGAUUUAGUCAGCAGUGAAGGCCCUGGUCAUGAGUUUAAUGUGAAAGUGGCAUCCCAAGCGCACCUGCUCGAGAGACUAGUUGGUGUUCGACUUUUGGCAUUGUACAAUGGACCGAUGAAGGAGGAGUGGGUUGCUAAGUAUCUUCCCAUCUGUUUCCAGUGCUGUAGUACAAUUCUCGACCUCUUGUCGUCUAAGGCUAAAGCAUUACCGGACGAGCGUGGUAGCGUUCUUGGAAUGAUUCGCGUACUUGACAUAUGCCUUCUUGUAUUGAGGAGCAUUUUAGAUGACAGUAUGCUGAAGAACGGUGAUUUUAUGGAGUUUUCGGUCAUUUUGGUUCGUAUAUCUACCGACGCGUUAUCACAGCUUGCAAUACAUGGCAAGCAGGCUAUGGUCGUACAAGUGGUGGGGAGAGGUCUUCAGCCGCUGUCGAAGCGAUCGAGCCAAAGUGUGACGCUGGAGGAGGCUGCGUUGCGAUGCAUUGAACGGGCUACUGAAACGUCUUUGUAUUUACUUACAAGGCUUGGAUCUGUGCUCAAGUGUAAUUCUAAGAACCGGUGCGUCCAAGCAAUAAAGGACCUGACCACGAUAAUGGCAAAUGGGCCAAACUUGAAGCACAACGGUUCCCUAAGCGUAAUGGUCCAUACGGCACUUUUUGUGGACGCAGCGCUGUUUGAUAUGCACAUAGCUUGUGAGGACUUGGCUGUAACUUGGCGACUGCUGCUCGCUCUCUUCAAACAGAUCUUUGAUCGUACCUACAUUAUGAGCUGCCAUAAUACCCGAGCGCCAUUACUUCUUUCGUUGAGCCUCGAUGCCUUGUACAAGUUGUUUGCGCACUCAAACAUUGUCGAGGUGCCGGGUGUGAGUCUACGUUUAAUAGUAUCUGGAGAAUUUGAGUCGUUCCGACAGACCGCAUUGAUGCGAAAGCUUUCUUCGGAAGAUGUGGCGAAGGCGUUGGAGAUAGUUCAAUCUCGUAUGGUGCAGUCUCUUCAGCGGAGCCGCCAUGUUCAAUACUGUGCUUUCAGCGAUCGUUUUCGUGAUGAACCGUCCGAACUGUAUACGAACCCUAAUGAAGGCAGCAAAGAUGUCUCGGUGACAACACGAAAACGGCCUGCAGACGAAUCAGGAACCUUCCCGCAGAAGUGCCACAGGAUCAAUCAUCUCAUUUCGCUUUGCCGAGAAAUGGAGUCCUCGCUCUCGUCAAUGACCGAUAACGAGACGGCGGCGAACAUCUUGCCCGACAUGGAGCUUGAAGACGCCACGAUAGUGCUUCACAAGAUUCUUGCUAAAACGGUUCCAUUGUUGUGA